Neltuma alba is the source of this 831-nucleotide messenger RNA. RefSeq lists its product as uncharacterized. The transcript has 3 exons. The record is from RefSeq and is a predicted model, not a curated record. Bases 268 to 831 code for a protein of 187 amino acids. Lineage: Eukaryota; Viridiplantae; Streptophyta; Magnoliopsida; Fabales; Fabaceae.
ACGAGGAAUGUGAAUAGCGUCCGGCUUCUUCGUCUUUUCCGUGGGUCGUAGUGAGAAGCAAUAAACCAGUGAGAAGCUUCAAUCUUCAGAAGGGAGAGGGGGUGGCUAGAGAGAGAGAUUUCGAGGGAGAGCACCUGUAAGGUCGUCACCGGUUGAGGAAGAAGUCGAUAUUCGUUCGGACCCCGAGGUAGAGAUUAAUCUGCUGGUUUGAGGAUUGAAGAGGUAGAGGUCGCUGAAGUGCUGAGAAGCAUCAAUCGCAUUGCUGUCAUGGAGGAGGUUGGCGAAGUAACUGUGACUGCGACAAACGAAGGAGGGCCAAGUGAAGAAGUGAAGAAUGGCUACAUGUUGUUUAGACGAGAAUUUCUUAAGGGUGGGGAGAAGUUUAAGAAUAUGUCUGAACAAGCGAAAAAGGCAUCAAAGGCAUGGAAGCAGUUGACACCAGAGGAGCAGAAGAAAUACAGUGAUAGGGUGAAGCAAUCAAGAAAGGAAGGGAUGAAGAAGAAGAGGAAGAAAAAAGUGGCUUUUAGCACUCGUUGCUCGGUUCGGCAAUUUAAGUCAUUAGUGGACUUCAUAAAAGAUGAUGAAGAUUUGAAAGUGAGGGUACAAAAUUUAGGCUUUGGCCAUUUACUUGACAUUGGAUGUGAGAGACUCCCUCGUGACCUCAUAGUAUGUGUUCUCCGAGCAUAUGAUCCGCCUACCCAUCAAUUUCUAAUAAGAGGGAUAAUAAAGGAAAUAGAAGCAAAUGAUGUUGCAAACUUGUUGGGUGUACCCCACACAGGGGAGAAGGUAAAAAUGGACGUAUGUGAUGAUGAUGAGACAUACCAGAGUUGA